This is a messenger RNA of Mangifera indica (mango), 1153 nucleotides long. Its product is annotated as transcription factor HEC1-like. NCBI's taxonomy places the organism in Eukaryota, Viridiplantae, Streptophyta, Magnoliopsida, Sapindales, Anacardiaceae. The record is from RefSeq and is a predicted model, not a curated record. Bases 218 to 964 code for a protein of 248 amino acids. Gene Ontology annotation, biological process: regulation of DNA-templated transcription. The transcript has a single exon. Gene Ontology annotation, molecular function: protein dimerization activity; DNA-binding transcription factor activity.
UUCCCGAUAUCACUAUUAUAUUGCUUUUUUUUUCCUUUACUUCUUCUCCUUACCCUUGAAUGUAUCUAUGACUCUUUCCUUCGCUGCAAAUUUCUGAUAAAACUCCUAGUCCACGCUCCUCCCUUGUAUCUUCCCCAUCCCUCUGUCCAUCAGGUUCUCUCUCCUUUUUAAACUCAAUUUCUUUCUAGAUUGUCUUUUAAACAAAGAGUGCAAAGCCAUGGAAAUUGACCAAUUAAAGCCUGCAACAGAAGAUCAGAUGGAGAUGAUGAUGAUGAUGCAGAUGGACAAGCUCCCCGAGCUUUGCGGCGCCUACAACGACGUGGCUGAAUUUCCUGCUACUGAAACUGACGCAAGUAGUGGCACCACUAUUGGUUCCAUGUCUCAUUUCAUUGAUAACCCACAAGUUGCUUCACCUUCUCUUAUGAACCAACCUUCCACCGUCUCAUUUACUGGCACCAAUCUAGUUCAAGAGCCAUCUUUGAUAUAUUAUUCAACAAAUGAAAGAUUUUGGAGAGGUGGAGCGGAUUUAUCAGGUGAAGAUUCUUGUUCUACACUAUCACAGAAGCGGAACGUGUCGAUGGCAGAGAUGAGGGAAACCAUCUUUCGAAUUGCGGCAAUGCAGCCAAUCAAUAUUGACCCAGAAUCAGUGAAGCCACCAAAGAGAAGGAACGUUAAGAUAUCGAAGGAUCCCCAAAGCGUUGCAGCAAGACACAGAAGAGAGAGGAUAAGUGAGAGAAUAAGAAUACUUCAAAGACUUGUUCCUGGAGGAACAAAAAUGGAUACUGCCUCUAUGUUAGACGAAGCAAUUCACUAUGUCAAGUUUUUAAAGACUCAAGUGCAAUCACUGGAGAGAGCUGCAGCUAAUAGACCAACCGGAAUAGGGUUCCCUGCACCACUGUCAUCUAACUGCUGUUAUCUUUCCAUGGGAAAAUCAUACAACGGUCAUCAUUUUGGAGAUGCUUAACUUAAGAAAAUAGUUAGCUGGCCAACAUGCUACAAUAUUGUUCUAGUAAUGAUCCAUGUUGUUUCAAAAGGGAUUAUAAUUUAUAAAGAAAAUCCAUGGCUUUUUAUUCAACAAUUUUGUAAUCCCUGCUGUAUUGUUAUAAAAUAAUCACAGUAGCUUGAUUGACAGGUAGCAGAAUUCAUGUUUAAA